ACUUGUAUUUCAAGUAUUUACAGUAGUUUUAAACACGAACAUGAGUAUAAAACAAGUUAAAAUCACCUCUGAAUACAAUUAAAGCUUCUAAAAAUGAACAAAAAGUGUCACAUGUUAGCAAAGGUAAAGGUAUAAAGGAGACGAGAUGACUAACGUUAAGCGAAAGAGGUUAAGUGCAUUCAUAUAUGUGAAAAUUAGUGGCAAGAGAAAUUGACAGAAAAUACUGCAGAAAAAAUUAUCUCUAAAACAGUAUUAUAAUUGUUGUAAAUAAAGAUGAGAAUGGAAAUUUUCAUAUUAGUAUUUAAAUAAAUAAAAGAUAUGCUAUACUUUCCCACUUCGGGAUAACUGCUGUGAUACGUUACCAUUACUGAUGCAAGAAUUUGUAAUUUUGUAUUAUUUAGAAAGAGAGAAUUAUUUGAUUCUAAAGUAAUGUCAAUUUUUCUUAAAACUGAGAACACAGUGAUGCUAUGGCACUAUUCAUUUAUUAGGUCCUAUGAUAAAAAUCUAUAUAACACUACUGUAUUUUACUACUGUAAAAAAUAAAAUAAAGGAUACAAAAUAAAUAUUUGAAAAUUUUGACUUUAGAUUCGAUUAACUGUGUUACAUAUGUAUAUAUUGAUUAUAAAUAUAGAAAAAAUCUGUGCUAUGUAUACAUAUAUAUACUGUUAUAGGUAUACACUGUUAUACAUUCUAUUGUAUUGAACUAUAAUUGUCUCGUUGCAUUAGUAUUUAGUGUCAUUUAUCAUAACAAUAUUUCAUAACUCGCGCGAAACUUUUGGAGAGGCCAUAUUGACUAGGUUAUGUUUACACCGAGGCGAGAGUUAUAAACAUUGUUGCCAAAUUUAUUUUCACCAUGGCUUGCAUCUAAAGUAGGCUGCGAUGCUACUCUCGACUCGUCAACACGUGUGUUCGUGAUUCUCUGUUUUUUCUCUUGAAAUCCUUUCUUUUUGCGUCUUCCUCUUGCGAACAGAACUCGAACGCGGUAAUGGAGGAGGUAAUCGAUCAAACUAUCGCUACAGAGCAGACAUCGGGAGAGUGCCUGAGUCAUGAAGAAGAGGACAUUAAAGUAAUCAUAGAUGCUCCCAUUAACGAAGAAAUGUUAAAACACGAAAACGGGGAUAACGAUUGCCUUGAAAAUAUUUCAACGGUAGAACACGAUUAUAUAUUGCAGCAAGAAUGUAUAUUAUCUAGCACGAAUGAGCAGGAGCAGCAACAACAGCAGCAGCAUCAUCAUCAACAACAUCAACAUCAACAUCAACAUCAACAUCAACAUCCCUCCGGAGAAUCGUUUCAGCGAGAGGAUUGCACCGAAUACGUAGAUCUAUUGGUAAAAGCAGCUGAUGCAACGACAAAACAAGAAGAUGAGGAGGAAGAUGAAGAAGAAGAAAAAUCGGAUAUUACGAACACGGUUGUUCAGCCAGAUGCAGAUUCUCAGUGUCAAAAUGAAACGAGAAGAAGCAAACGUAAAUUAGUUCGGCGAAAUUUUGAAACGAGACGAGAUUCCGACGAGGAAAACUAUUUUGAAAAUUUGAAUUUAAGCUCGAGACUGAAAAAAGGUCAGUCCUCCGAUCAAUCGGAAAAAAUUUUUCUAUGUUAUCUGUGCGACAAAGAGUUCUUGUCGAAGAAUGUUUUGAAGGAGCAUAUGCAUUCUCACGAAGAAGUUAGGAAGGUAUUGUCUCUGAAAAAAACACCGGAUACACCGCAAAAGAACGUUUAUAAUGUUGCAAAGUCUCCUCCAUCGGGUAAGAGAUCAAACAAGUGCCCGUAUUGUGGCAAACAAUACAUAUAUAUAACCUCGUUUAGUAAACAUUUGAAAAAACAUGAAAGGGAGAAAGAAGAGGGCAAGGAAGAAUCAAUGCCCUUAGAAAUAUCAUUCCACGAAGACGAACAUAGUCUAGAUCUUGAUAAUUAUAAAGAUGCACGUCGGCAUUUGGAUAACGAGUAUCGGAAAAAAGUCAAACAAAAAGAGGUGGCUCUAGAAGAGCAUAGAGAGGAAGAAAGAAGGAACGAGGUUAAAAGAGGCAAUAACGGUGGCGGUGAUGGUGGUGGUGGUGGUGGUGGUGGUGGCGGCGGCGAAGGAGGAGGAGGAGGAAAUAACAACAAUAACAACGAUGAUGAUGACAACCACGACGACGACGACGACGACUACGACGAUAAAAGACAAGUGGGUAAUUUGAUUAAAAAAGAGGAACAGGAGAAUCGCAAUGUCCGUACAGAAACGUUUGCAUGCGACAAGUGCGCAGAGAAAUUUUAUACAAAACGUGGCUUACAAAAACAUGCGAUUUCGCAUGUUGUUCUCAGUUGCAGCAUAUGCGAAGAAGAAUUCGAUUCACUGGAAAAAUUAAGAAACCAUCGUGCGAAGCAUGUGGUUGAAGGUGUUCUAACUGAACAAGAACUUGAGAUGGACACAGAGUAUCCAAUUAAUAAGGAAACGUGUGAUUACGAGACAGAGGAUAAAGAUAGCAUAGACAGGAAUCACAGGAUGGAAAACAAAUCAAUACCAGGAUUGUUGGAAACAGAAAAUAAUUUAUCGAAGAAAAAUGAUAGAAACAUGGAGACCCAUCGUCAUUCGGGGAUUGACUAUAGUUGCAAGGUGUGUUGCCAACGAUUUGCAAUGAAAGAAAUGUUGCAAAAACACACGGAACAGCAACAUGAACGUGUAAAAACUUACAAGUGCACACAAUGUAACAAAACAUUUGGUAACGAACUUACUUUACGCAAUCAUCUUAUAGCUACUAAUCAUAAAACUUUCCUUCAUGGGCAAGAAUAUGACCCAAAUAAACGUAUUAAAAGAGUUGCUGCGAGAGCUGCACAAAAAAUUAUCGAUAAAAUUAAAACCGAGGAUGGUUUGGAAGAUUUCGACGAGGAAGAGGAAAAUAUCGAUAAAAUUAAUCGUGCUAAUGUUACAGAUAAUAAUUAUAGUCGGAAUAAGCGAGAAAUAUCCUCGCAUAAGAGACAUAAUCAUAAGAAAGAAUUGGAAUGUGCCAGUUGCAAUAAAAGAUGCAGUUCAAAGCAAUUGUUAACAAAACAUAUGGAGCAACAUGUAAAAGACGAGCAACAACGAGUGGUCAAGUCGGAAAAGCAAAAGCAAUCGGCAGAUAAGAAAGAUUGGCAAAAGGACUACGCUAAUGAGGAGAUGUACCAUAAAGAGAAUAGAGAUGACGAUUAUGAUUCGGAUUUUGAAAGUGGUUUGGAUUGGCCAAUGGAUAAUCACGAGUGCCCACAGUGUAAAAAACGAUACAGCACGAAAAAAUCAUUAUUACGUCAUCAAUUGUUGCACGAAGAUCCGAAUUUCGAAUGCGAUAUUUGCAAUGUUAAGUUUUACCGCAAAGACAAACUAAAGGCCCAUUAUGAUAAGUGUUCGGAGAAGAACCCCGAUCAAGUGAGAAAGUGCAAUAUCUGCGGAGACACGUUUGAGAACAAUGAGAUUCUGCGAGAACAUAGAUCGAAACAUGUUACCGAAGGCAUUCUUACGGAAGAAGACCUGAGAGAUAUCGAACCGCGACCCGAGGAGAAAAAACCAGGUGAAAAGAUUGGUAGGAAGAGAAGGACUGAUAUCGUAGGUUUAGAGUGCACGGAAUGUAACAAGCAAUAUACAUCGAGAAAAGGGCUUUUACGACAUAUUCAAGUCCACGAAGGAAAAAAGUAUCUGUGUGAUAUAUGUCCAAAAAAAUUUUAUAGAAGGGAACAUUUAAAGAUACACGUAGCUAAACAUAACAUGAUUAAGCCAUAUAAGUGCACACGAUGCACAAAGCGUUUCAUUAAAGAGGAACAGUUGACAAAUCAUUUGUCAAAGCAUGACCGAACUUUCAAGAAGAAUAAAGAAACGGACAGCUCGAAAAGAUUCCUUUGCGAAAUUUGCUCGAAAAGUUUUACGCAAUCGACGACGUUGAUUGCACACCUUCGAGCACAUAAUGGUAUAAAACCAUACGUUUGCGAAGUUUGUUCGCGACCGUUCACAACUAACGCUUAUUUAAAAAUGCACAUGAGAACGCAUACGCAAGAACGACCGUAUGUUUGUCAAUAUUGUUCACGAGCAUUUGCUAGAGCCGAUACGCUUGCUAAUCAUUUGACUUCGCAUACAGGUGAGGCUAAAUAUCAUUGUAAGUACUGUCCGAAAAACUUCCGUCGUCUGAAGUCACUUAAAGAACACGUCUUCAUCCAUACUGGUCAAAGACCUUAUGCCUGUCCAACCUGCGAUAGACGGUUUAACAACAACGGAAGUCGAUAUGCUCACAGUAAAAGAUGUAAGCAAACUUUUGUUCAGAAUCAAAAUCGUGCUCAAACACUAACCACGCAAGUACAGGCUACGCCUCAAAAUCAACAAAGAGUGCUACAACAGACUACUCUUGAACAAGGACAAAUAGUAAAGGCACAAAAUAUUAAAACCAUUACUAUCACUAAACCUGAAUCAGUCGCCACUCAACAAACGGUUAUGCAACUUCAAGAGAUAUUAAUGCCUUUGAUCCUUCCUCUUACAGUCACUCUUACGGAUGUCGGUGAGGAAGUAAUAUUACCAGAAGGAACCAAAAUAUUUACUACAUCAUAAGUUGGGAUAAAACUUUUCUAUGUAUUCAUCAGAUUGUUUCUUUAAUUUCCAUUCAUAAAACGAAAACUCUUUCUCAGCAUCACACAAAGAAAGAGAGGGGGAGGGGAAAUGUGAUUGAAAUACUGUCUUUGACUUUGUAUUAUACAUUGUAUAUCUCUGUUUAUAUUUAAAUAUGAGUCGUAGCUGUUGUAAAAAUCUAGAACAAGAAGAAAGGAAACAAAAAUGCAGUUGAAUGAAAAUUUAUUUUACUUGUAUGUAACGGAAUCGUUUUAAGCAUAAAAGAAAACAGGAGAUCCUGUAUCACAUAGUUUCGAAUCAAUUUAUUUAAACAAUUGUUUAUUUAUGUGUUUAUGUGUACGACCAUGCGUACAUGUCCCUCUACUGCGUCUAUAUGUGUCUCUUUUCUCGUCAGUUAUUGUUGAUUAAAAAAACAAUUAUGAUUGCGAUCUGUAGGCACGCAAAUAUAUAUGUAUAUGCGUAAAUGUAUACGUGUACACACGCACACACGUAUAUUUGAACAAAAGGUACAAAAAUCGUACAGAAAUAUUUUAUGAAAUCCAUUUUGUUGUCGUAUUUCACUGGAAACCAUCAAACGUUUCAUCUAAUUUCAUAUAUGAUGUCAUUUUAAAAUAAUACAAAUGUAAGAUGAUCUCAACGAUAAUUCUUUCUAAAUUUACUCUGAACGGAUCAAUCGUUGAUAUCGUCAAGGUGUUGUGAUUUUGUAAAGCACAGCUUAGUCUUGAAAAAUCAUCAUCUUGGAUUUACAGAAUUACAAACUAACGUACAAACGAAUCUGUUGCUUUUUAAUUGUAUAUCGAAUACGUUAUUAUUAUUUUAUCAUGACAUAACAACGGUGUAUAUACCGAUUGAUUUUAAAUGUACAGAGACCAUUAUCCAAAGAAUGUAUUAUAAAUUGUACGAAAAGUGCAACAUAAUUUUUUACGACAUAUGGAUUUCCGAUCGUUGGAAUAAAACAAAAAAAAAAAAAAAAAAAAAA
Bombus terrestris (buff-tailed bumblebee) is the source of this 5546-nucleotide messenger RNA. Its product is annotated as zinc finger protein 26. NCBI's taxonomy places the organism in Eukaryota, Metazoa, Arthropoda, Insecta, Hymenoptera, Apidae. Gene Ontology annotation, cellular component: nucleus. Gene Ontology annotation, molecular function: DNA-binding transcription factor activity, RNA polymerase II-specific; RNA polymerase II cis-regulatory region sequence-specific DNA binding. The coding region runs from base 986 to 4549 and encodes 1187 amino acids. Gene Ontology annotation, biological process: regulation of transcription by RNA polymerase II. The transcript is spliced from 3 exons. The record is from RefSeq and is a predicted model, not a curated record.